ACAAAAAUUCCAACUUUUGUACGACUUCGCCAUUUCCUCUCUUCCGUCCUCACCUCACCUACUCCGAAUUUCUCAAUCCCCCCCUCUUUUCUCUCUCUCAAGAUCCAUUUUUGGUCGAGGGAUUCUGAUUGUGCCGUUCCAUCCGUGAUCUCGUUGGUAUUCCGAAGGUUGCAGGUUAUUACAUUUCUAGAAUGGAUUUUUUCUUUGGAAACUCAAACAGAGAAUCUUCAAAUUUUGACAUGGACAUUUUCAAGUGUCCAUUUCUGAUGAACAUCAAUGAACCAACUAACUUCUCCUUUACAUCAUCAAUGGCUUUCCCUAUUCCUGCACCGGAUGGGAAGGGUCCCAUAUUUGAGGAUGGUCCCAAUUUUGACAUGGCAUUCAGGCUCUUCCAUGGGCAAAAUGGCGUUGUUCCGCUUUCCGGAAGGUCAUUUGUUCCGACCCAGAAGUCUCAGCCCGAACAGUCACCAGCUCAAUUUAACCCCUUGGCAGCUAAAGCUGCCACCAUCAGCCUCUCUGGUUUUGGUGCAGGGGGGCCUUUUGGUUUUGAUGCUUUUUUUGAAAAGUGGGGGAAAGACAACAAGAAACCAAACCCUUCAAAAAAGGAGUCUUCUAAGGGAGGGAAAUCAGAGCAUGAAGCAAUGAGCGACGAUUGGCUGCAAAAAGGGAACUGCCCCAUUGCAAAGUCCUAUCGGGCCGUGAGUGGUGUGCUUCCACUUGUAGCAAAGGCCCUUCAGCCCCCUCCUGGUAUGAAGUAUAGGUGCCCUCCUGCAAUUGUGGCUGCCAGGAGCGCUCUAGCAAAAACCGCUUUUGCCAAAAACCUGAGGCCACAGCCCCUGCCUGCAAAAGUGCUCGCUAUCGGCCUUCUGGGAAUGGUGGCUAAUGUACCUCUAGGAAUAUGGAGGGAACACACUGAAAAAUUCUCGCCAUCGUGGUUCGUUGCUGUCCAUGCUGCUGUGCCAUUCAUAGGCAUGCUCAGGAAAUCUGUGCUAAUGCCAAAGGCAGCCAUGGCAUUCACCAUAGCGGCAUCUAUUCUAGGUCAGGUGAUUGGAUCUAGGGCUGAGAGGUACCGGCUCAAGACAGCUGCUGAUGCAAGGGUAUCGAAAUUUGCUGAAACUUCAAUCAUCGGGCCAAACCAGGCGACGGCUACUGGGAUCAAAUGCUGGGAAAAUGCUGAUUGGAGUUCGAAUUCUCUGCAAGUUCCUGUUGCCUCAUCCUCACCGGAGGUUUUCUGCUGAUCUCGUGGCAUUUUAUUCUUGUUUGUCGCCGUUGUGUUACAGGUCUAGUCAUCUGCAACUGUGAGCUUCUAUUCUUGUUGUUUUUAUUUACCACCAAAGACAUCCAUAAAGAAAUUUUGGUGAAAUAAAUGUGAGAAUAAGAGUCCUUUGUAUUAAUAUCAAACUGAGGAAGUAUUUUAUGUAAAAUUGUGUGUUGACUUUA
Molecule: messenger RNA, 1440 nt
Organism: Salvia splendens (bonfire salvia)
Lineage: Eukaryota; Viridiplantae; Streptophyta; Magnoliopsida; Lamiales; Lamiaceae
Exons: 4
Coding region: 192-1238 (348 amino acids)
Cellular component (GO): chloroplast
Source: RefSeq, a predicted model, not a curated record